AUGUGGAAACGAUUCCAGGGUCACGGGCGCGAGAAGGAGAGACAUGCGCAGAUAGGCCACCCUGUACUUCUUGAAACGACCUACGAUGAAGAACAGCUUAUGCGGAAUCCUCAUGUUACCGGUCUUCAAGCUGCAAAUUACCGACACAAUGCACCCUCUACAAGGCACUAUCAUUCAUCUUCACAAGACUCCAGAGUCUCCAACAUCCCUACUGUCUCUUCUGUCUACUCGCGACCUUCAAACGAUCUAUCCUACUACUACGACAACCCUACGGCAACUCCGCCUUCUACGUACGAAGACAUAUCACCCCCAAGCUCACCAGAACCAGCACGACAGCACAACUCUGACCCACCCCGAAGAUAUCGCUCCAUGCGCGACGUGUCACCAAUGGACGAGAACCGUGGUGCAGUCCCCGCGAACAGCAAUAUACCUGUGCUACGCAAAGCACCUGCCGUAAUACAAACUGGCGAAACCAAGUCUUCGCAGAAGUUUUGGGGAGGCAAGGUUGCACCCAACAGCAAGGUGAAGUGGGAUGAGUACUCGGGCGAGCCAACGUCGAGCAACGCAGGCAGAGCUGGCUCAGUAAAUCCACUUGCAUUCGCAAAAGAUAACCUGCGCCCAAUGGGCUACCAAGUGUCAGUAUCGGGUCCGGAGAGCAAGAAGAAGAACCCUAGCUUUACAGAUCGCGUUGGUCUCUUUGGUGCCAAACCGGCGCCAACUGAGCCUCCUCAAGCUCCUGAGCCAUGGAGUCGCGCGACGGGCCGCGCAGAAAUCGCGCGAUCUCUCAAAGACGAUACCACACAUCAAACGCUGCAGAUUCCACGAAAACCCUCUACGCGAAAGGUCGAGGGGCUCGGUCUGGACAUGUCAAACGCUGUUGCGACAAUCACCAACCGCGUCGCGUUGGCAGCUGACGCUCGGCCUGUCGCGAACAAGCCGAACGCUUUCGACAUACAUAGCGAACCCAUCAAGCCUAUACUUCCUCUCAAAAUCGGCAGGAAGUCGCCUGACUACGAAUCGACUUCUCCCACCACACCUGAGAACCAUGGCCUUGGUAUCUUGAAUCCGUACUCUUAUCCAAGCCCGGUCACGCCAACAAACGAGAAGCCAUCGCCGUCUUCUCUUACGACGGCUGAUGAUCGAAGUGGAACAUCCGAGACAGAGUCAUGGGAGCGAAGUCUCACUCCUAAGCAGAGCACUAUAUGGGACAAGCCGCUUGAGCAAACGCCCGAGAAGGUUAAGGAGGCCGCACAAAGUCGCUUUUCAUGGACAACCUACAACACCACAACCACCUACCAGCAUUCACCACCUCCUUCCCCACCGGAGCCAAUGCCAACUUUGGGUGCGUCCACGAGGACCAGGAUAAUGACAGAACCUGCGUCAGUUGCUUCCUCGGUUCUAAACCGCCGUCGUCCUGUUCCUCAAGCGGACAAGAUCCCCGGCACGCCACCAGCUGUCCGCAAACCAGUUCCUGCUGCCAGGUCUCCGGUCGCAUUGAAAACACGCACAACAACUCUUGCUUCCCCAACCUCGCCGCGUCCGGGCUCGGCGUUUUCAACUUCAACCACAGGCACACAGAAGGCGCUACCGCAACCACCAACCACAUUGAGCGCAAGCGACCAUGUUGCCAUUCUAGAGUCUCAGAUGGAAGAUCUGCACGUUCGCCGCUCGAACGUGUACAAGAUGAUCAAGAAAAUGAAUGCUGCUGCGCCUUCGAACCCAAUGUUGACGGAUUUCAAGACAGCAAGAAUGGCUGAGCAAAAGAAGAAGGCUUUCGAGGACGAACUUGCGGAGAUGAAGAUUGAGGAGCAUGACAUUGGCCUGAAGCUGCAUCGUGCUUUGCGUAAGAGGGAGAGGGAUGACCCCAACUCUGGCUCGGCGCUGUGGAUCAGGCGAGUCACGGGUUGA
This is a messenger RNA of Ascochyta rabiei, 1908 nucleotides long. RefSeq lists its product as uncharacterized. The record is from RefSeq and is a predicted model, not a curated record. Lineage: Eukaryota; Fungi; Ascomycota; Dothideomycetes; Pleosporales; Didymellaceae. The coding region runs from base 1 to 1908 and encodes 635 amino acids. The transcript has 2 exons.